UAAUAAGAAUCUUAAAUAAAUAUGUAUAAAAUGUCACUUCGUUCACAAACUGCUCUUUCGGGAGCAAAAUUUAUUAAAAAUUUAAGAUUCUUUAGUGCUGUUCCGCCAGCUAACAGACCACUUUUUCCUAAUAAAGAUGAAUUUCCAAGUCGACACAUUGGCCCUAGGGAUAGUGAUAUUAUUACUAUGUUGGAUACAUUAGGAUUUAAGAGUUUGGACGAAUUGACUGACAAAGCUGUGCCAAAAAAUAUUAGCUUAAAUAAGCCUUUAGAUAUAGAGGAACCAACUGGUGAAUAUGAACUGAUAAAUAGGAUACGGAAGAUAGCAGAAAAAAAUAAAAUAUGGAGGUCUUACAUAGGAAUGGGCUACCACAAUUGUUGUGUUCCUCAUACAAUCAUGAGAAACAUUUUCGAAAAUCCCGGAUGGACUACCCAAUAUACACCUUACCAACCUGAGGUUGCCCAAGGAAGACUGGAAGGUCUUUUAAAUUAUCAAACACUCGUUUCAGAGAUGACAGGUUUAGAAGUAGCCAACGCAUCUCUGUUGGACGAGGGAACUGCCGCCGCUGAGGCUUUAUCCCUCUGUUUCAGACAAAACAAAAGAAGAAAAUUGCUUCUCUCAGACAAACUUCAUCCUCAAACUAUAUCCGUUGUAGAGACCCGGUGUCAAUCCUUGGGAUUAGAAGUCGAUGUUGUCAACAUUUUCGAAUCAGAUUUCUCUAACAGAGACAUAGCUGGCGUUCUCUUCCAGUAUCCUGAUACAGAAGGAAAUGUUCAAGAUUUUAGUGCCUUAGCUGAAGAUGCUCACUCUCACGGAACGUUGGUGUGUUGUGCUACUGAUCUGUUGAGUUUGACUCUACUUUUACCGCCAGGAGAAUUCGGAGUAGACAUCGCCGUUGGUACAUCACAAAGGUUGGGUGUACCUUUGGGUUAUGGUGGACCACACGCAGGAUUCUUUGCUUGCAAUCAAUCUCUUGUUAGAUUAAUGCCAGGAAGGAUGAUUGGUGUGACAAGGGAUGCAGCUGGAAGGGAUGGAUAUCGUUUAGCAUUGCAAACUCGUGAACAACAUAUUAGAAGAGACAAAGCUACAAGUAAUAUUUGUACAGCUCAAGCUUUACUGGCUAAUAUGUCAGCUAUGUUUGCUGUAUACCACGGACCACAAGGAUUGAAAGAUAUUGCUACGAAAGUCCACAAUUUAACACUAGUACUUCAUCAUGGUUUGAAAGAAGAUGGCAACAUUUUAACAAACGAAUAUUUCUUCGAUACGUUGAGAAUACAGCCAAAGAUCGAUUUAGAUGAAUUAAAGAGCAGAGCAGAUGAAAAGAAAAUAAACUUGCGCUAUUACGAUGACGGUGCCGUAGGUGUUUCCUUGGAUGAAACAGUUACGUUUAAUGACAUCAACGAUAUCUUUUACAUUUUUGGUAGCUCAAGAAAAAUUGAAAAUUUAGUAGAUGAUCCAGCUGUUAGGCAAAAGUCCAUAUCAGCCAGUGAAUUCAGAAGAACUUCCCAGUUCUUAACGCAUCCAGUAUUUAAUUCUCAUCAUUCAGAAACUAGGAUUGUUCGUUAUAUGAAAAUCCUUGAAAACAAAGACGUAUCUUUAGUCCACUCAAUGAUACCUCUUGGCUCAUGCACAAUGAAACUUAAUUCAACAACAGAGAUGAUGCCUUGUUCAUUUAAACACUUCACAGACAUUCAUCCAUUUGCCCCAUUAGAUCAGACUCUUGGUUACCAUCAACUGUUUGCCGAACUUGAAAAAGAUUUGUGUGCCAUUACUGGUUACGACAAAAUUAGUUUCCAACCCAACAGUGGUGCCCAAGGUGAAUAUGCCGGAUUAAGAGCCAUCCAGUGUUAUCAUGAAGCCAAAGGCGAUAAACACAGGGACGUAUGUUUGAUUCCUGUCAGUGCCCACGGUACAAACCCAGCUAGCGCUCAAAUGGCGGGUAUGAGAGUGGAACCUGUCAGAAUUAAACAGAAUGGUACAAUUGACGUAGAUGAUUUGAAGGAAAAGGCUGAGAAGCAUAGAAACCGAUUAUCUUGUCUGAUGAUCACUUACCCCUCAACCAACGGAGUUUUCGAAGACACCGUUGCGGAAGUGUGUGACAUAAUUCACAAAAAUGGUGGCCAAGUAUAUCUUGAUGGGGCUAACAUGAAUGCUCAAGUAGGACUUUGCAGACCCGGAGACUAUGGAAGUGACGUGUCUCACUUGAACCUGCACAAAACAUUCUGUAUUCCACACGGAGGUGGUGGCCCAGGAAUGGGCCCUAUUGGUGUUAAAUCUCAUUUAGCACCUUUCCUUCCGGGUCAUCCCGUUGUUAAUCCAUUAGGAGCAAAUUCCCCGUCUUACGGAGUUGUGAGUGCUGCACCAUUUGGAUCCAGUGCUAUUUUGCCGAUUUCGUGGGCUUACAUUAAAAUGAUGGGACCUAGAGGUUUAAGAAAAGCUACACAAGUGGCCAUUUUGAACGCAAAUUACAUGUCUAAAGUCCUUGAACCAUACUACACCACUCUCUUCAAGAGUGGUUCAUCUGGUUUGUGCGCUCACGAAUUUAUAAUAGAUAUAAGAGAGUUCAAGAAAACUGCAAAUAUUGAAGCUGCCGAUAUAGCUAAGCGUUUGAUGGAUUACGGUUUCCAUGCACCGACAAUGUCUUGGCCAGUUGCUGGAACUCUAAUGAUCGAACCUACUGAAUCUGAGGACAAACAAGAACUAGACAGAUUCUGUGACGCUCUGAUAUCCAUUAGAGAGGAAAUCAGAGAAAUUGAAGAAGGAAGGAUGGACAUAAGAGUAAACGCAUUGAAAAUGGCACCACAUACCCAAGAACAAGUUAUCAGUAGUUCGUGGGAGCGACCAUACACAAGAGAACAAGCGGCCUUCCCGGCAUCCUUUGUAAGGCCAGAAACCAAAGUUUGGCCCACAGUUGCUAGAAUAGAUGAUAUUUAUGGUGAUAAACAUCUUGUGUGCACGUGCCCACCGAUUCUUGAUGAAUACAACUAUUGAUUUAAUUUUAAGAUAUAAUUUAUUGUACCUAUAUAUAAUUACGAUUGAUUAUUAUUUUUAAGGAAGUAAAAGUAUUACAAAUAUUUGUUAAGGAAAGGGUAAAUUUGCAAAUAAAUGUUAUUUAAGUUUUUAUUAUUAAUA
This is a messenger RNA of Aethina tumida (small hive beetle), 3132 nucleotides long. RefSeq names its product glycine dehydrogenase (decarboxylating), mitochondrial. Gene Ontology annotation, cellular component: mitochondrion; glycine cleavage complex. Gene Ontology annotation, biological process: glycine decarboxylation via glycine cleavage system. Lineage: Eukaryota; Metazoa; Arthropoda; Insecta; Coleoptera; Nitidulidae. The coding region runs from base 22 to 2991 and encodes 989 amino acids. The record is from RefSeq and is a predicted model, not a curated record. The transcript has 6 exons. Gene Ontology annotation, molecular function: glycine binding; pyridoxal phosphate binding; glycine dehydrogenase (decarboxylating) activity.